This is a messenger RNA of Penicillium vulpinum, 354 nucleotides long. RefSeq lists its product as uncharacterized. The coding region runs from base 1 to 354 and encodes 117 amino acids. The record is from RefSeq and is a predicted model, not a curated record. Lineage: Eukaryota; Fungi; Ascomycota; Eurotiomycetes; Eurotiales; Aspergillaceae. The transcript has a single exon.
AUGUCUCUAUGGCUCAUACUUGCUACAAGCUCCUUUCCAUUACACAUGAUAUGGAACUCGGUUGUUCUUGAAACCCACCAGGCCAAUGCUUAUGUGGCCAUCACAAUAACCGAUAACUUCACCGAAGGAGCAGAUUGGACUAUUCCACCAUUCGCCACUUACACUGGAGGCCCUCAGCUUACGGUCUCGCAUGAUGGGGUGGAACGCCUUCAGCAACAGGCACAAAAUAAAAGUCUCGAGUGGCUCAGUGCCGAGUCAUGCAUCAAGAAAUAUAGCGAAGAUUUGACUUACGAAUAUGGCGAUGUACUUAUUGUCGUCAACACAUCCACUUAUGUCCCUAGCGAUCCAACAUAG